AUGCUUACAACUCACGAGGCGGAGGUUAUAUAUAAAUAGAAGAAAUCGGAACAGAGUUUAAGGUCGUUCGCAGCACUUCAAAGCGAAGGGUAGUCGUCGCCAUGAUCUCUCAGUUCUUUGUGCUGUCUCAGAGAGGCGAUAACAUCGUCUUCCGCGACUAUCGUGGUGAUGUACAAAAAGGAAGUGCGGAGAUAUUUUUCCGUAAAGUGAAAUUUUGGAAAGAAGAUGGUGAAGAAGAGGCACCACCUGUCUUUAAUGUGGAUGGUGUGAACUACUUCCAUGUGAAGGUUGUGGGAUUGCUGUUUGUUGCAACCACGAGAGCCAAUGUGUCACCUUCCCUUGUGUUGGAGCUUUUACAAAGGAUUGCACGUGUCAUCAAAGAUUAUCUUGGAGUUCUCAAUGAAGAUUCAUUUCGAAAAAAUUUUGUGCUUGUGUAUGAGUUGCUAGAUGAAGUUAUUGAUUUUGGUUAUGUGCAAUCAACAUCUACUGAAGUCUUGAAGUCCUAUGUAUUUAAUGAGCCAAUUGUGGUUGAAGCUGCACGCUUACCAACCCUUGGCCCUGCUGGCAUCUUUAUGCAAGGGACCAAAAGAAUGCCCGGAACAGCUGUCACGAAAUCUGUCGUAGCAAAUGAACCAGGGGGUAGAAAAAGGGAGGAAAUUUUUGUGGAUAUAAUUGAGAAAAUAAGUGUUACGUUCAGCUCCAGUGGAUAUAUACUGACUUCUGAGAUUGAUGGCACUAUUCAAAUGAAGAGUUAUCUUAGUGGCAAUCCUGAAAUCCGGUUAGCUCUCAAUGAGGAUCUGAGCAUAGGAAGAGGCGGGAGAUCAAUCUAUGACUAUAGUGGUUCCUCUGGGUCUGGAGCUGUGAUUCUAGAUGAUUGCAACUUCCAUGAAUCUGUACAUCUUGAUAGUUUUGAUAUUGACAGGACUCUCAGUUUGGUGCCACCAGAUGGUGAAUUUCCUGUCAUGAAUUACCGUAUGACUCAGGAAUUCAAGCCUCCUUUUCGUAUUAACACUUUGAUUGAAGAAGCUGGGGCACUUAAGGCUGAAGUGAUUCUGAAAAUACGUGCUGAAUUUCCUUCAAGCAUCAAUGCAAACAGCAUUCAAGUGCAGAUGCCACUGCCAAAGUAUACCGCUAGAGUUAGUUUUGAGUUGGAACCUGGUGCAGUUGGUCAAGUGACUGAUUUCAAGGAGUCAAAUAAGAGACUUGAAUGGGCUCUUAAAAAGGUUGUUGGCGGAUCUGAACAUACACUGCAUGCAAAGCUGACAUUUUCACAGGAAUCACAUGGAAACAUCACAAAGGAAGCUGGACCUGUCAGCAUGACCUUUACAAUACCAAUGUAUAAUGCCUCAAGGCUUCAGGUGAAGUACUUGCAGAUAGCCAAGAAAUCGAAAACAUACAAUCCAUAUCGAUGGGUAAGAUAUGUUACCCAGGCCAAUUCUUAUGUUGCUCGCAUAUGACAUAGGGAAGACACUCGUCUCUUUUGUUUCCAUUUUGUCUUCUUCCUUUCGUUCUGUUUUCUUUUUCUUGACUUGGUUAUGUUGUUAUGUUAUCAAUUUGAUUAUAUAAAUUAUUGUAACAUCAUGCAUAUAUUCACAUACACAUGCUGUUAAGAAUCAUUCACUAAAAGACCAGGGAACAUCUAUCUUAUCUUCUCUCAUUUAACGAAUUUUGAGCC
Camellia sinensis is the source of this 1675-nucleotide messenger RNA. RefSeq names its product Clathrin adaptor complexes medium subunit family protein. Gene Ontology annotation, biological process: vesicle-mediated transport; intracellular protein transport. Lineage: Eukaryota; Viridiplantae; Streptophyta; Magnoliopsida; Ericales; Theaceae. The record is from RefSeq and is a predicted model, not a curated record. Gene Ontology annotation, cellular component: clathrin adaptor complex.